Messenger RNA from Hyaena hyaena (striped hyena), 433 nucleotides. Its product is annotated as histone H2B type 1-C/E/F/G/I-like. The coding region runs from base 16 to 396 and encodes 126 amino acids. Gene Ontology annotation, molecular function: protein heterodimerization activity; DNA binding; structural constituent of chromatin. Gene Ontology annotation, cellular component: nucleosome. The transcript has a single exon. NCBI's taxonomy places the organism in Eukaryota, Metazoa, Chordata, Mammalia, Carnivora, Hyaenidae. The record is from RefSeq and is a predicted model, not a curated record.
GAAACUACUGUUGAGAUGCCCGAGCCUGCGAAAUCCGCUCCUGCCCCGAAAAAGGGCUCCAAGAAGGCGGUGACCAAGGCGCAGAAGAAGGACGGCAAGAAGCGCAAGCGCAGCCGCAAGGAGAGCUACUCGGUGUACGUGUACAAGGUGCUGAAGCAGGUGCACCCCGACACAGGCAUCUCGUCCAAGGCCAUAAGCAUCAUGAACUCAUUCGUCAAAGACAUCUUCGAGCGCAUCGCGGGCGAGGCGUCGCGCCUGGCGCAUUACAACAAGCGCUCGACCAUCACGUCCCGGGAGAUCCAGACGGCCGUGCGCCUGCUGCUGCCCGGCGAGCUGGCCAAGCACGCCGUGUCCGAGGGCACCAAGGCCGUCACCAAGUACACCAGCUCCAAGUGAGUGUGCCCGGAGGCCCGCUCCGACCCAAAGGCUCUUU